This is a messenger RNA of Lindgomyces ingoldianus, 1989 nucleotides long. RefSeq lists its product as uncharacterized. Lineage: Eukaryota; Fungi; Ascomycota; Dothideomycetes; Pleosporales; Lindgomycetaceae. The transcript is spliced from 4 exons. Bases 1 to 1989 code for a protein of 662 amino acids. Gene Ontology annotation, molecular function: metal ion binding; DNA binding. Gene Ontology annotation, biological process: DNA repair. The record is from RefSeq and is a predicted model, not a curated record.
AUGAUGUCGGGCAGGUCCCUGGGCGGCGGGCGAGUGCUGGGCAGCGGAAGGAACCUGUCGCCGGCACUGUCGCCGCAGCCGCCUCCGCAGCACCGGCGCAAUGCGAGCCUGCUCUCGCCCUCCGAGAGCUCCGUUUCCCUGAGCUCCCAGACGUCGAAUAGCCCGGCGAGUACCGCAGAGACGAGAGAGGAUAUCAGCAGCAAGGUGCUGUUGGGCUCGACGGAGGGAGCCGCAGCGGCAGGCGCCUCAAGCAGGCUGGUGUGCCCGAUCUGCAACGAGGAAAUGGUAACAUUACUGCAACUGAAUCGACAUCUCGACGACAACCACCAGAACCUCGUGGAAGAGGAGCAGGAUGAGGUGAAGACAUGGUUCAAGACGCAGAUGACUAAAGCAAAGAAGUUCCAGCCACUCGCAGUCCUCAACCAGAAGCUUAAAGGCCUCGACGUAUUUGAAUCUAACGAUGCGCCCACGCCGCUUCCCUUUUCAAACUCCACCAGCAGCGCUGUUGCCUCUCCCGAGCCCGCCCCCGCUCGCCGAGAUCCUGAUGAGGAAGUCACCCGAACACAUUGGCAACGGCCAGGAUAUCGUGAUGUUUGCUCAGACCCGACCUGUGGGCGACCCAUUACCGGCUCACAGAUGGCGCUGGGUGGGAGCAAUGUUGCGGUGAACUGCAGGAGCUGUGGGAGGCUAUUCUGCGAGGACCACACUAUGUACCAGAUGAAGCUAUCGCGGCAGGCCAAGCAUGACCCGGUGAGGGGUUUUUGGUGUAGGGUGUGCGAGACGUGCUACAAGUCAAGAGAGGGUUACAACGACCAUCACGGGCUUGAGCGCAACCAUUUCGACGAAUUCGCAAGUAUAAGAAGGAAGAAGGUAGACAAAGAGUACAUGGAGGUCAGCAGGCUGGAGAAGCGGCUGACAAAGUUGACGCAACUUUUGGCAAAUCCCCCUCCACCGGACGAGAAUACCAGCUCAGGGGGCUUCUGGCCACUGUCGAGUGCGAAAGCCCAACGCAAAGCCUUGGAACAGUCCAUAAUCACGUGGGAAGAAGACGCAAAAGUAUCGAAUUGUCCGUUCUGCCAGCAGGAAUUCUCAAACUAUACCUUUCGAAGGCAUCACUGUCGGAUGUGUGGGCGUGUUGUAUGUGGGGAUCCGCGAACGGCGUGUUCAACAGAGAUUGGGUUGAAUGUGGCUGCAGCAACGAACAAAACCGAGAAGGCCGCUCAACUAAGCGUCGAUAUCCGCAUGUGUAAAGACUGCAGUCACACACUCUUUAGCAAAAACGACUUUAGUCGCGAGCUAGCCCACCAACCCACAGACCAAAGGGCUUUUGAGAAUUUAGUUCAGUUCGAGCGAGGGAUUCGAUUACUUCUUCCCCGGUUUCAAAAACUUCUUCUUGCCCUACAGGACCCUGAGCAUCCGCCCACCCCUGACCAACUUCAUGAUGCUACAAAGGUGCGCAGAAGAUUGAUGGAUGCUUUCAGUCAGUUCGACAGCGCCGCUCGCAGGAUUCGAGACUUGCCGACCGAAUCACCAACUCAGAAGAAGCUGCAAAAGGCGGUUUACCAGCAAGCGUACAGUUUCUUGAGUUUGCAUAUGCUUCCGCUACGAUCGUUACCUAAGAUACUUAAGCAUGCUGCGCCACACGGCUCGAAGGUCAACGGUCGCCCAAACGGAGGGGGUGCUCUUGCGGCAAUUAAAUUCAACGAUAUUGAAGCAGGCAGCGUUGUCAGCAGCAGUAGCGCUGUAUCUGCGAUGGAGGCGGAAGAAAAAGAGCUCCGAGAAAGGGCAAUAAUACUCGAAGAGCAGAGAUUCAUGGUGAGCGGCAUGGUCUCGGAUGCCACAAAACAUCGCAGAUUCGACGAGGUGUCGAGUCUCGCGCAAAAUUUGGAAGACUUGAAUAAGGAAAUUGAUCAGAUUAACGGCCAGCUGGGUCAGUUGGAUUUCGCGAGCGCAUAUCAAAGAGAUAUGGCAAGUCCACAGCCGGGGUGA